This is a messenger RNA of Paramecium octaurelia, 1413 nucleotides long. The record is from the annotation of a GenBank genome assembly. NCBI's taxonomy places the organism in Eukaryota, Ciliophora, Oligohymenophorea, Peniculida, Parameciidae.
AUGAAAGUAUUUACAGUUGCUAGAUUAAAACCAGGAGAAACAAAAAUAACAAUUGAUAAAAAUUAGUUAAGAAUUCUAGACAAGUCUUAUGAAUUUGAUGUAAUUUUAGAUGAAUAAACUCAAUAAGAUGAAUUAUAUGUUGGAUUGAAUAUUGGCCAAUUACUCGAAUAAUUUAAAAAUGGAAUUAGUUAAGUGAUUUUCUGUUAUGGACAAACCGGGUCAGGCAAGACGUAUACAGUGAAUUAAUUAAUACCUAUGAUUUUGCCAUAGAUUCUGGAGAGUAAAUUUGAAAUUUCCUUUUCUGUUCUCCAAAUUUAUAAUGAAAAAAUAUUGGACAUGCUUUAUAAAUAGCAGUUAAAAUUAAGAUAUAAGAAUAACGAAUUUGUGCCAGAAAAUCUCACGAAAUUUAUAUGUCGCUCAUAAGAGGAGUUAGUAAAAUUAUAUAAUAAAGCCAAUAAAAACAGAAUAAUUAAUUCUCAUUAACUAAAUGAUUUUUCAAGUAGGUCUCAUUGUAUAUACACAUUUCAUGGUCAAACUACUGAUUUGUAAUGUGAAUUUAAUAUAGUGGAUUUGGCUGGUUCUGAAAGAUUGAAUUAAACAAAGGUAUAACAAAUUCAAGAGAGUGUUGAAAUAAAUAAGUCUCUAUUUUAUUUGAGAUAAGUAAUCUAAAAUUUAGCUGAUAAAGUUUAAUAAAUACCUUAUAGACAGUCAAAGUUAACAAGUCUUUUGAAGAAAAGUUUAAAUGGCAAAUCAAAUGUUGUAAUGGUGAUAUGUUUGAAUCCUUCUGAUGACAAUUUAUUGUAAUGUUAACAGUCUGCCUAAUAUGGAGUCAAGGCUAGAUAGAUUAUUUUAUAACCUGAAUAAUAGUAAGAUGAUUAAUAAAGAUAAAUAAGGGAAUUAAAAUAACAGAUAAUAAAUUUAGAAUAAUAGUUAAAGAUAGCUCAAAAUACUAUUAAGUCAUUGAAAUAGAACUAAUAGAAUCAAUAAGUUCAAUAGUAAUAGAAUAAUAUUUAAAUGGAGCAGAUUAAUUAAAUUAACAAUCUAUUGGGGUAAAAUAAAAAAUUAAGGGAUUAAAUGCAACAUAUCAAUGACUAGAAUUUUGUAUUGUCAUAAUUGAACCAUUAGAUGUAAAAUGAAAAUUAGGAUUUGAGAGAUAAGAUUAACAUAUUUGAGGAAAUAAUUUCUGAGGAUUUAAAGAAAAACAAGGAUCCUUUUAAAAAGGACUGGGUAGAAUUAUUCUAAGGGGAAGGUUCAAAUUAUUUGGAAAUAAUUAUUAAUAAAUUAUAAUAUUACAAGCAAUGGCAAGCUAAGUAUAACAAUGAAAAAAUAUUGUUGAAUCCAAUACAUUAAACAGUAAAAAAUGGUAGGAAUUAGAGAUCCUUUUCAAUUGGUAAAAGAGAAUUUAAAUUUUGA